Mixia osmundae IAM 14324 is the source of this 830-nucleotide messenger RNA. RefSeq lists its product as uncharacterized. Gene Ontology annotation, cellular component: intracellular membrane-bounded organelle. The transcript is spliced from 2 exons. Gene Ontology annotation, biological process: vacuolar protein processing. The coding region runs from base 22 to 585 and encodes 187 amino acids. Lineage: Eukaryota; Fungi; Basidiomycota; Mixiomycetes; Mixiales; Mixiaceae. The record is from RefSeq and is a predicted model, not a curated record.
CCAGAGAGAAGCCGACAGAGCAUGGCAAGGGGCGCAAGCAAGCGGGUGGGCAGUGAGAACCAACAGGCAGUGCGAAAUCUGCAGAUUGGCACGCUGGUAUCGAAUGGCGUCAUCAUCGUGACGCUACUGCUGCGGCCCUCGACACGCUCUGCGUGGUCACUCUUUCGUUAUGCCAUUACUUCAGGGAUAGCACUCUUUCUCUGGCGUCAAUUGGCCGGCAUGGGCACGCCUAGAUACAGCGCUGCCGGGACACUCAUCUCUCCGGGUGAAGACCUGGGUCAAGCGGGUCUCACAGCGUACAUGUUCGAUAUCAUCUGGGUCACAUGGGCAGUGCACAUCGGAGCGCUACUCACGAGCAAGAUCUGGUAUCUCUACUUGCUCAUACCCGCCUACGUCACGUACAGGCUUGGUAGCUUCGUCCUACCGCGACUGUUACAAUAUCUGUCGAGCGCGAGUACGCCUGCAGCCGAGCAGGACGGCCCUGCUCAGACGAGCAGCAAGCGACAAGAGAAGUUGCGCAAACGCUACGAGUCAGGCAAUGGCAAAGGACGGAUACAGCAGCGAGAAGUAAGAGUAGAACGGUGAUCUGCAUGCAUUUUGGAUCCUAGACAGCUCUGCCUGUUAUGUCGCUCUCGGCUGGACUCUCGAUCGCGGCUGCGCUUAUCGUAGACGUGAAGCUGGGACAGUGCGAUGGCUUUUCUGUCUUUGCUACUGACCAGCUUGUGCAAAAGUCGAUGGCCUGCUGGAUUUGAUCGCUUUGGGGCGAGCCUAGCAUAUCAGCCGAAGCGCCGCUUGAUCUGGCUACUUGGCGCGAUCUGUGGUCUGACUCU